Molecule: messenger RNA, 3206 nt
Organism: Orussus abietinus
Lineage: Eukaryota; Metazoa; Arthropoda; Insecta; Hymenoptera; Orussidae
Product: stromal membrane-associated protein 1
Exons: 8
Coding region: 221-1708 (495 amino acids)
Molecular function (GO): metal ion binding; GTPase activator activity
Source: RefSeq, a predicted model, not a curated record
UCAAGCCUUGUCCGUGACGCUUCCGUUGCUGCGCGUUUGGCGAGUCGUGCGAGUCGCUCGCGUCGGGGCGUUUUCGUUGUCGUGGCCAUUGUGUCGCCCGCUCGGCCGUACAUCUCGAUCGCGCCUCCGCGUCGAGGUUUCCCGGACGGUGCGUGACCGACAUCUCAACUCUUCAACGGUGGCUCGUCCUCGCCGAAGUCGAGUCCGCUUCCUCGUAAAGAUGACGUCGCGCCACGAGAAGGAACGUGCCAAGCAGAUCCAGGACAAGUGCCAGACACUCCUGACUCAAAUGCUUCGCGACGAGGACAAUAAGUACUGCGUUGAUUGCGAUGCAAAAGGGCCGAGAUGGGCAAGUUGGAAUUUGGGCAUAUUUCUGUGCAUUCGUUGCGCGGGUAUACACAGAAAUCUUGGAGUUCACAUAAGCAAGGUCAAGUCAGUCAAUUUAGAUGCAUGGACACCUGAACAAGUGGUGAGUCUUCAACAGAUGGGUAAUUCAAGGGCUAGGGCAGUUUACGAGGCUAACCUGCCUGACAGUUUUCGGAGACCUCAAACCGAUUGUAGUCUUGAAAGUUUCAUUCGAGCAAAAUACGAGCACAAAAAGUAUAUUGCGAGAGAAUGGGUUCCGCCGCCACUGCCAAAGGUGAAUUGGGAUAAAGAACUAGAUGAGGAAGCAGAAAGACAGCGCAAGCGAAAGAAGGAAGGUACUAAGUCAAACACUGGUCAGAAUGCUCUACCUCCUGUGAAGAAACCAGAAGUCGUUCCACAGCUGCCAAAACCACGAAGUUCUGUCAGUCCUAAGCCCAAUAGGGCCAACAACUCUGCCACCCUGGAUCUCUUAGGUUUAGAUGCACCGGUGAAUCAGACGACUGCGAAUGGUUCUGGUUCCGGUGACGAUAUUUUCUCUUCGUUUCUUUCGGCGCCUCCUGCAUCUACGGCACUAGCGGGUAGCUCUACAAAUGGGACAAGUUCCAGCAACAUUGCCACGAAGACGGAAGAGGAGAAUUUCUUCAAUCAGCCCGCCCCAACGCCUCAAGAGAAAAGUAAAAUGACAAAAGACAGUAUUUUGGCCCUGUAUGGUUCAUCGAGUCAACAGGCCAUGUUCGGAGUUCCUGGCGGUAUGUACACCCAACAACCUGCAGCGCAAUCAUACGUGCAGCAACCUGCGCAACAACAAUACGCUCAACAAAUGUCAAGUAUGAUGGCGUUUAAUCAGCCAAAUAGCUUUCCAAACCAACCAAAUUCCAUGGUGCAGUUGAACCACCCUAUUCCAGCUCCGAUGGGCAUGUCCGUAACGAAUCAAAUGGCUGUGAAUCCAAAUCAGAUUAGCUUAAAUCCUGGUCCCGUGGGCACGGUGCACGCUGCACAAAUAGGUACUAAUUUGCACAUGGGUCAAUUAAACCAAAUCAACGGACUACCCAAUGCAACAACUGGACUUCCUCCACAAUUGAUGAUUCAGUUAGGGCAAAAUAACAUCGGUAGCAACAAUGGUUGGAGCGGAAUGCUAGCGACACAAAAUCUUCAACCAGCACCCGGUAGCAAUCCUUUCUUUAAUUUGGCUCAACAACAACAGGGUACUGCCAUCCUUAGUCAGCUACCACAACAGAUGUCUCAAAUGUCUUUAGGAGGAACGGGUUUCUCGGGUGCAGCAGGCAAGCCAACACCUGCCGUGUUGCCUGGGCAAACGUUGUCGAUUAAUUUAUGGCAGUAACGAUUACCCCGAAAAUUAUUUAGCCAACUGGUUUCGCAAAACAUUGCACGUCGGCAAACAGCCAGGCCAUAACCUUCCUUUAUCUGAGCGAUUACGCGUUCGCGCCUCGUUGUCCGCCGAAGUCGACGAGUGAAAUGCGGUAUACGGAGACAUGUGCCAGUGCUGAAGCUGUCCUACCCGACACUUAAUGGCUGACAGAAGAUGUCAACUUACCGGAAUGUCCACGGAAGAGGUUGCAAAAGGAGUGUGAGGAAAGGGGGAAGAGAGAGAGACAGGGAAAACCUGAGGCAAUAAAUUUCGUCUGAUCUGUAAAUGCGACAAUUGUCUCGGAUACUCGUCGCAUGCCUUGUUUCAAUAGUUUCAUUAUUAUUUUGUUACGCAAUCGUCGAGUCAAAAUGACUCGAGAUUGGUCGACGCCGUUUGUACGAUAAUAAUCGAUAGAGCGACACUUAAAAUGUACGGGGUAUGAAUUUAGGCUGUCACGCAACCAUUCCAAUUAUUUGCGACAUCACUCUUAAUGAACGAUUUGUAUAUGACGCGAAUCCAUGGUACUUGAAACAUCGAACUUCCGUUAGAAAUGAUUAUCGUUGAUGAUAUCCGAGAGGCUCGAUUUUCUUAUGGUUAAUGUAAAUAUUGCAUGAACCUGUAUCUUUUCUAAGAGCAAUGGUAAUUUUUCAGUAUUGCGUUAUGAACAGACUGUUAGAAGACAAGACUUAGACGAUUAAAUGAAUUUUCUCUUACUUAAAGUGCAUUUCUAAAUAAUUAAUUAAAUUAAAUUACUUUCGGAGGGCUUGAAAUUGUGGGACUGAAAUUACAAAUGUCACAAAUGCGUGUGUACGCGUUCAACCCGUCCCACUUUAGGUGUACGUAGAAGCUAGAGAAUUCUCAAUUAUGUACUUCUUGAUCCUACAACAAGGAUGUCAAAUGUGUCGAUUCUAAAUAAACCGGACUACUUUAAUUUUUAUUUAAUUAUGCGAAACGUAUAUUUCACUGAAUGCGCCGGCUCUUACCGCUCGUUUUUUAAUUAUUCGACCGAAGACGUUCGUUUUCGAGUAAUCUCUUGGAAUGGAUUCUGUGACUUAAAAUUAAACUUAGAUGUUUAUUAACGUAGUAUUAUCUCCUGGAUCAUUUUCCACUCAUUUUAAUACGUGAAAAUCCUAAUUUGCAGGUUAAUACAUUUUGUAUUUAAUUUUAAUAUCUGGUUCGGUUUCCCAUGUGAAAGUUGUUCAAAAUUUUGUCAAAAUUGAUGUAUGACGAAUAAUGAUUAUCGUACGCAUUGUUAGAUUAAUUAAAAAAUGUCAGUAUGGUGAAAGUCAAAAAUCUGUCAAAAGAACACCAUGUCUUUUAAAAAUAAGGACUGUACGGUUAGCAUACAUAAGGAAUGUUUUAUUGUUAAGUGUAUGUGAUUAAAAUAUCGUGUAGAUCUUGACACUUCACUUUGUUAUCAAAAAGAAGGAUGACUAUUACGUUCAAGGAAAUAUAACCGCUUUUAAAUUAA